Molecule: messenger RNA, 1395 nt
Organism: Symbiodinium necroappetens
Lineage: Eukaryota; Dinophyceae; Suessiales; Symbiodiniaceae
Source: the annotation of a GenBank genome assembly
AUGCAAAAAGUGAGGAUUGCAGCGGGGUGCUGGCGAAUGCGCGAGAGCCAGUUUGUGGUACGAGUCGGCCAGGAGUCAGCAUCAAAGUACCUUGUUGAGUUGUGGGACGACGUGCGCUUCAAGAACGAGGGACAAGCAGCCUUUACAAACCCAACUCGUGUCCAGCGAAGUUUGUUGAUGGGAAGCGGAGAGUACAUGGUGGUUUCCUUGGUCAAUAAUCGCUUUUGCUUCAAGAAGGGUGCAUCCCACAAGUCUAACGGCAUCUACUUGGUGAUCAACCAGAAGCGCUGGGUGGUGUAUCAGAAAUGCCAUGAUGUUGCCGACUGUCCAGACUUCCGCUCGCACGAGUUUUCAUUGCCCGAGGCCUUGCGUCCUGAGGGGGCCGUGCCAGAGGAUGCUUCUGAAAACGGGGCAGUGGACGAAGACCAUGAUCCGGUGUCGCAGGACAUGUGCCCGACGUCCGCCUUUGCCAGCCUGCUAGCCUUUGGUCAAGCGCUUUGGGAGGAAUUGCUGACGCAGAUCAUGGCUGCCUUCGAGAUCUCGAAGCCCAUGCCGGGCGCUGUGCAGGCUGAGGGGGACCGGCUUGGGGCAAAAGCCAAGAAGGUCGUUGCAGCCUUGCUUGGGGCAAUCUCAGCCGGAGCUCAGCGACACGAGUCCUACAACCCCACCGUGCAUUUUGUGAAUCUUUGCAGAAGUUACAACGCAGACACAUCAGAUGAGGUGCACGAUCCGCGAACUCCUCCUGUGGUGAGGAUAGAGCCGAAGGUUCCUCCUGAUUGCCAUCGAAUGCGCUUCAACGCAGCCCUAGGCUGGAGAUGGCACAGAUUCACGCUUUCGCCGGGUAAGGUCCAGAUCCUUGUUCAAGGUCCCAUUCUUGUAUCGCAGACAUCUGGUGCUGGUCGAUGCCGAAGUGGGGCUCCGUCGCGCAGCCUCCAAGAGGCACAGCUGCACGGCGACACGGUAAACCAGCCGCCGAAGUUCAUUAUCCCCACCAAUGACGGAGAAGAUGGAGUUGAAGUCAAGGCAAAGCCAUGGCACGAAGUUCAAGUCCAAUAUGCUCUGACCGAUCUGGGUCGGCCGGAUGGCAGCACCGGCGGUUUCUAUGGCCUGAUGAGACGAACGCGAUUCAUCAAACUGGAGGUCUUGCGGAGGUUGUUCGCAGAGGAUCCUGAUGGAGUGUAUCGUCCAGGGCUGGAAGGUGAUUUUCGAGACGAGACGCUGACACAACCCUUGCACAAUGCAUUAGCGUCUUUGGAAUCUGCUCCCAGACCGCCAGGAUGGAACCCAGGCGAUGAUGCAGAUCUGCAUGUGCUGGAGGCAGAUUCCACAAUGCGGACGCGUAUGUUGCUUCAGUAUGAGAAGAACGAACUCAAGCGAGCGCUGCCCUCAAAAUGA